GGUAAACCGUGCACAGAAGGCAAGGACCUAUGCGAGCAACUUACAUGUACUGCGGGGAAAUGGGGCGUAAAUAGAAGUGGUACACCUUCGACAUGGGAUAAUAUAAUUUCUAGCUCAAAUUGGCUUUUGACGGGAGUCCUAGGUGGAAUGAAGUCGAAUCAGGAGAAAGUGGCCCAUUAUUGCAAUGAUCCAACGUGGAAUGAUGACGACGCCGCAGGCGCCGCUAACAAGACUGCUUGCAAACUUGUUGCAGGAGGGCUCCAUUACAUUUCAAGUAUUCAGGAAAACUACAGUUUAGGGAAGAAUGGUGUAGGGGAAAAUAAGAACCCUUAUGAUAACCAAGAGUAUAAGCAACUCGGGCACUGUUUAGCGCUAAGAGCCGUCGUAGAGGAAAUGAAAAAAAGGAGCAAAAUUUGUGACAUAUCCAAAGGUAUUGAGACCGCCUUUAGUGCAGCUUCCGCAAUAAGAAAAAAACAUUGCACGAAUAAUAAACCAUGUAUUGAGUGCAAAUUGGACGAAGAUUAUAACAGUUGCCCCAGUGGUACUGACCCCAAUGUCAAAAUAAAGGACAAAUUGGAAGAAUUGCUUCCAAAGAAAGAAAAGGAAGUCGGGAGCGCCCUCACGAACAUAACUGAGACAUCCGGGAACAAGGGACCUUCCUUAUGUGAUCGAUUACAGUGUCUAGCAUCACGAGUAGAGGCAUCAAGCAACCCGAAUGCGGUAAGU
Messenger RNA from Plasmodium knowlesi strain H, 726 nucleotides. Its product is annotated as SICAvar, type I (fragment). The transcript is spliced from 2 exons. The annotation marks the transcript as partial. The record is from RefSeq and is a predicted model, not a curated record. NCBI's taxonomy places the organism in Eukaryota, Apicomplexa, Aconoidasida, Haemosporida, Plasmodiidae.